GGGGCGGUAACUUCAGUCAGUGUUACCCGCGGCGCCGCCUGCGGAGGUUAUUGUUGGAGGAGAAAGUGUCGGUUCGUUGUGGGUCGUAAUUCGGACUUGUGCUGCAGACUUCCGGUGGAAUACCUGAGGCGACCUGAUGUCUCUGGCUGCGUGCGAGUGUUGACAACGCAGACUGAGAAAGAAUUACAAAGGGGAGAAAAAAAAUGCCAGACGUUCGAAUUUACUGGAGUCGGGAGGUUUCCGGAUUCGUUGAUAACCAGUAGCUUCGUCUGUCUCCUAUUAUUUUAUAUAUAUUUUUCAAUUUAUCUUUCGUUGUUCAAGUUUCAUCCCCUUCUCCCUUAACCUUCUUUUUUUUUUUCUUCACCCGCGUGGAAUUCCCCCUCCGUGUUUUUUUUUCACCACCCCGUUCGUUCGGCGCGCCUGAGUCAAUCAAGAAUGUGGGCGAGACACCUGUGGAUCCUUCUGUGUGCCCUCACCCUCGACGGAUUUUGCCCGCAAGGCGGGCGGUGCCUGACGAACGUGAGCCUGGUGAUAGUCCCGCCGCAGGUUCAGAGAGGGCAGCACGUGGCGCUGCUGUGCCAGUACGACCUGGAGGGCGCGCCGCUCUACUCGGUCAAGUGGUACCGCGGCCGGCACGAGUUCUACCGCUACUCGCCCAGCGAGCAGCCGCCCACCAAGGUGUUCGCCUUCGCCGGGGUGCACGUCGACCUGUCGGUGUCCAACGAGACGCUGGUGCUGCUGCGCAAGGUGGGCUUCAACCUGUCGGGCCGCUUCAGCUGCGAGGUGACGGUGGACGCGCCCACCUUCGCCACCAGGACCGUCAGCGAGGCGCUGCUCGUCGUGGCUGUGCCCGAGGGCCCGCCGCAGCUUCACACGGACAAGGACCGCUACGACGUGGGAGACGUGCUGCGCGCGAACUGCACCUCGCCGCCGUCCAAGCCGGCCGCCAGCAUCACCUUCCUGCUGAACGACGUGCCGGUCGGAGGACCCGAGACGACGUACUUCAAGGGCCCGGAGCCGCUGGAGGGCAGCCGCAAGUUCCUGGCCAUGAGGCUGUUCCCGUCGCACUUCAGCCGCGGCCAGCUGGCCCUGCGCUGCACGGCCUACAUCGCCACCAUGUACCGCCAGUCGGCGGAGGCGCGCUUCGGCGGCCGCGCCAGUGACCCGGUGCCCGAGAGAGUGACCUCGCCCAAUAGGAGCCCUCCGUGCUCGACACCGCUGCCAGUUCUCCUGCUGCUGUUCGUCCUGUGUUGCCAGAUUUCGAGAUAGCGCCAAAACGUUCCCAUCGCAGCGGCAGCACUUUGGCAACAUAGCAGCAACUAGCGGCAAUCUAAGUGAAGUGGCAACAGCAUAAAUGACGUCACGAACUCCCGAUUAUGUAUAAAAAAAAUAUAUGAUUAACUAGUCAUGGAUUCUGACUCAAGUCAAAUGCUGCCAAGUACAAAAACAUUUGUUGAAAGAAGGGAAUAAAUGGGAAGGGGGCUGUAGAUUAUUGUUUUCGUUUGAAAUGAUUUCCAAAGAAAAACAUUUAAAAGCAUUGUUGAACGACACCGUGAAUUGAGAGAAAGGAGUAAGAUAAUAUGUGAUUAAUAAUAAUUAUUGUUGAAAGAAAUUUGUAGAUGUUGGUUAAAUAUUUGAAUAUUAAGUGGAAUGUACAGAACUGCCUUGAAUUUAGAAAUGUGAGAUAUAUAGAUGAUAAAUUUAUAAGGAAAAAAAUAUGAAUGAGCAAUUUUCUUGUGUAAAAAUGUUUACUUAAAAUUCACAUUUUUAAUUACAGUAUUGUAGAUUUCUUAUUGUAAUAUUGUUUUAUAAAUGAAAUGGAGUUUAUACCAAUACUGGUAAAAUAAUUAUUUAAAUGUUUUUUUUUAAUGCCUUGGUUAAAAUAUUGGAUUUAAAAAAAAACUACGUGAAAAAAAAAUGAUUUCAACAUUUCAAGUAAGUAAAAGGUGCGUUAAAAUAAUUUAUUUAAUAUUCGUUACCUCAUGUACAACAUUUCACCCUACCAACCCAUUGUUUGAUUACCGAUUUUUUAAUUAUAUGUAAGGAGUUUUAUCUAUUUAAACUAAUUUGUUAAGAAGUGUGACAAUCUUUCAGAUUUAAAAUCACCUUACCAAGCAUGACUUUAAUGGAAUAUUUUCUAGCACCGAUGAUAAUUUUAUCCGAGAUAUACUGGGAGUUAAGACAUUAUCACAUUCUGCCCAACUUCACAGACAUUAGUAUAGUUAUCAAUGUUUUCUGCCGUUAGUGGCACUCUCUGUAAUGUGUUGUCAAAUGUCAUUAUUCGCCAAUCAUAACUGCAUGUUUUGUCUACGCGAGCAUCAGGUACAUGUGUAUUACUUGUUCCAAUUUCAACUGUUUAAUGUAUUUCUUUCACUCGUUAAUACAAAUCCAAGACAAAAUGUGUGUAUGUAACUGAUAUUUAAUAAUCCUAUCGUUUUAUAAUAAUAGGUAUUUUAUAAAUAUUUAUUUAUGGAAAAGGUUUGCUUAGGAUAAGAAAUAUAAAAAGUUGCUUAUAUUUAUCGCCAUAAAUUGUGAGAUAUUUAUUUACAUAAAUUUUAUCUCUUGCAUUCCUUCUUUACGAUGACUGUAAAAGAUCUCGUAAAAUAAUGAACGUCCAUAGAUGUUAUUUUUCUUGUCCAGCAAAUAUGAAAUACAUGAACAAAAAACAAUAACAUAAAUGGGGUACACCUCUCUUCUUAAUUACUUAGCUCUUGCUAUAAGAACUCCUGGUUUUAAAGUUCUGGAAUUUGUUGGAAAGUGCUAGCUUUGAAACAAUUGCAGUGAGGAUUCGUAUUUGUGAGUGUUCGUGUUACCAUGUAUAUAAGGGUCAUAAAUUUGUUCCCUUGUCAAAAUGUAGCUAAUUAUACUUUUAACGGGUUUGUUUAACAUUUAUAUGAACAUGCUAGAUACAAUUUAUUAAAAUCAAAAUCUUGUAAUAAAAACUGUCAGUAAAUAUAUUUUAUUGUAGAAUAUUUUCUUCUAUUUUUGUAGAAAAAUAUUGUUUUUUGAAUUGAAGAUGUGUUAUUAAAUAAAACUCACUGCAACAUGAAA
Molecule: messenger RNA, 3051 nt
Organism: Bacillus rossius redtenbacheri
Lineage: Eukaryota; Metazoa; Arthropoda; Insecta; Phasmatodea; Bacillidae
Exons: 6
Coding region: 436-1269 (277 amino acids)
Source: RefSeq, a predicted model, not a curated record